GAUACAGUCUGCACUUGGCGAAUGGGUCAGUGACCUGGAGUCAAACUGUGUACUUAACCGGCAGCGGACUGCACUCACUCACAGGCAACUGCUAGCAAGCGGCCGUCUCUUUUCCACUGAUUCAUUCAUUUUCCUGUUGCUUCGAUGCGUCCCGGGGGUCGGAUCUGGUCACUGCCUGGCAACUUUUACAAAUGCAAUGUGAAUUGAAAGAACUUCCCACUGGACAGGUAGAAAACAGUGAAAUGGAUGGAGAGAUCCUGGAGGUGAAGGAUAUGGUGCAAGGUGAUAAAGGGCAGCAGAACUUCCUCGUCGAUCUGUACAAGUUUAUGAAGGAGAGGGGCACUCCCAUUGAGAGAAUCCCACACCUGGGCUUUAAACAAGUUAACCUGUUGACACUCUACAAGGCAGUUGAGAAGCUGGGUGGUUACGAAGCGGUUACAACCAGCCGCCUCUGGAAGAACAUCUAUGACGAGCUGGGUGGAAACCCUGGGAGUACUAGUGCUGCCACAUGUACCCGCCGGCACUAUGAGAGACUGGUUUUACCGUAUGAGCGUUACAUUAAGGGAGAAGAGGACAAGCCACUGCCAACCUUCAAGCCUCGGAAACCAUACAAUGUCAUGAAGAACAAGGAAGGCAAAGUAUCUAGUAAUGAGCAGAAGGAAAGAAGCAAACGGAAACGUCCAAACGACAACAUGCAACAAAGCAGUGAGACAGAUAGGAUGGUUCCUCAAGUAGUUUCUGAAGAUGUAGGAGGGGAUAAGAAAAAGCAUACAUCUGUGGACAAGGAGUCGCCAUUCCUGAAAAACACUACAACUGGGAGUGAAGACUCCAACAACCAGCCACUUAACAUACUCACACCACAGGAUAGCUGUGGGCACAAGUCUCCAAAUCAAAAUGCAAUAACAGCCGCUGAAAGACCCACACAAAAUAGGAUCUCGGAAGAGGUCUGGGACACCAAGGAUUCUUUUUCAGAAUCAGUUUCCAGGGCAGUGAUGGGCAACAAGAUUGUGGACCAUAAUGGACACUGCGUCACUGUUGAUGUGUCAGAAGAGAUAGUCCGAGGACACACUGCCAAUAGUAAAGAUGACAGGACUGGUUCACACCAGGCUCCAGCAAUGUCAGCCAGCCAGGACAGCCUUCCAGUGCCAUUACCACCUGAGGCAGAUAAAAGCCACAUGGCAAUCUUGCGCCACAAGAGAGAUCAGGAGAUAAUGUCACCUUUGGCCAAGAAAAAAUUCCUCGCACAAGGCAGUGAAGCAACAUCUCUCAGCUUUAACGCUGUAGGCAUCUCAUCAUCCUCAGCUGCAGUCAAGUCGGUACAGGGUAGUGAGCCUCCAGUCUCUUGCUCCCCACCAGAAGCAAGCAUUCAUAGACCAUCUGUCAUUCAUCACAUUCAACCCCCAAUACAGGCCCACCUAGAUUACCGCUCCGAGUGGUCCUUCAACAAUAAUCUGGCCAAAUAUCAGCUUUACCCCUUGGAUCAGAUCUCUUCAACUAAUGGUCAAGGGGCACAGGAAGAACGGGAUCGAAAAGGUAGGGCAGUUGAGCAUUCCCAUCCCCUUCAGUGCUAUGGGAAUUUUUGUUGCAGCCCAUAUAUGCAUGGUCUGGUGAAACCCUUUCUCCAUUACCCCAGCAAAGGGUCACCUUUUGGUUGCUGUUCUAAUCAGAGAAGCUUCAGAGAGUUGAACAGCAGUGCAGUCCCAACGCUGACAACAGCGGCGUACAAGACAGCAAGGCACUAUGACAGGACACUCGCCCCACAUGAUCAGCCAACGGAUCUCAGCCUCCCACGAGCUAGUUCAGCCAACUCGCCCCAGACCCAGGUCUCCUGGGUCACAGAGACCAAGAACAGCACCUCACCACUGAGUAAGAGCUCAUUUAGUGGCCACACCUCACCAUCCUCUUCUGAUGGCCGGCCCAAAGCCUGCUGGGUCCCACCCAUGAGUGUCACCCUCCCCCGGCGAGUUCCAGCCAAACGAGCAAAGAGUGCUGGGCUACUGAUCAAUGCCAAGAGUGGGCCUCCCAAUUGCCAACUUGCCCAGCCGACACAGAGAACGCAGAAGGAGCUGGAUGCAGCUUAUGGGAAGAAACUUCGCAUCGUCUCUCCUCUACAUGUUACCAAGCAUCCAGAUAUCAAGGAGAGCCAGAGGAUCUGUGAUAGUAAGACAAUGAGCAAUGAGCAAAAGUCCUCACUACCUGAAGUUUCUACCUGGUUGCCUACAACACUGACGCCUCAGGAACCUACCUUGUAUGACAGAGCAGGGGCAUAUUUGCCAGGCAACUAUGCUCAUCACUUGAGCCAUGUUAAGAAUCCAGCCCUCUACUCCCCACUCAUCCCCAGGCUAACUAUAAAUUCCUUCAUGAUCCCAGCUAUUCAGGGACCAGUGCUGAGUUCCCCUGGCCAUCCUCUAGAUCUGUACAAACACUUAACCAUGGGCACGUCCUAUGAAAACCUUCUCCAUCACAGACUGUACCCGAAUCCUCCCCUGUCCUCUUUCCACGCAGGCCACAAACUAUAGCCACUUGAUCUCUGGUGUGAAGAUAAUUGUCCUCCACCACCUUCCCAACUGUUGUCAUUCCUCCUGUUGAAGACACACAAGGACUUGUUAUGGUGAGCCAGAGUAGAGUUGGUAAUGAAUGAGACAGGCACAUAUGAAUGGAACCUUUGAACAGGAUAAACUGGAGCAUCUCAUAAGCUCCAAUGUGACAGCCAAUGGGGCAUGCACAUUUUCCCAUCUGGGCAGAAUCCCAAAACAUUGGUGCUCAUCAGCACUUUGUGAAAGAUUUUGAAAAUUUUAAGUGGACCAAUCGGGCCACACUUUGUUGUUGGUGAUAUUGUUUGAUUCAACAAGAGCUCACUUCAGUGUUAAAGAGGCCUUUCACUUUUGAACUCUGUGAAGAUUGGAAGAAGCUGUGUUUUCUUCAUGCAAAAAGAUUGAUGGGACUUCAACUGGUCGACAACUUGACAGACUGAGAUCUUUGCCAUGGGGCUUAAUAGAAUCAGAAAAGGGUCUCCUGAACCAAAUUCAGCAAUUCCUCUGUACAUAAUCCUUGCAUAUAUGAAGUAAAAAUGUCUGGAGUCAAAGAAGGGUUUACGUUUGUUGGAUUUUGAUACACUGCGUGAAGGAACCCGACUCUGAUGUGAUUUACGAUUGCCAAAUCUCAAGGUAGACUGUUCACAAAACAGGGACUUCUGUGAAGAUUUUUUAAUAUAUAAUAAGGAUUUCAAAUAAUACAUUAUUUUGUGUGGAUAUGAGUAAAACAACUCCCAACUGGUUAAAUGCAUGAUUGAUAUACAUGUCGAACCUCUAGUGAUAUUUAUUCCCUGAAUUAACAUCACUGGAACAGAUUUUUCUUCUUCAUUCUUUAAUGGGAUCUGAGGAAGGCAGAUGUGAGUCAAACAGAUUGCUGUGGGUCUGAAGUCACAUGUAGGUCAGACCAGGAAUUGCAGCUUUCCUUCCAUAAAGGACAUGAGUAAAUUAGAUAGAUUUUCACAACGAUUAAUGUUUCAUGAUCAUUGUUUGACUGAGACCAACUUUAUAAUUCCAAAUGUAUUCAUUGAAUGUAAAAUUCACCAGCUGGUAUGGUGAGAUUAGAACCCACAUCCCCAAACUGGGCCCCUGGACGACUCGGCCAGUGACAUUACCACUACUUUUCCCUACUCCCCUUCAAUUCUUUGGCCAGCCAUCAUUUGUGGAUGCCUGCUUUAUGUAAAUUGCCUGCAAGGUUUCUUAUUUUAGAAUUGACGACAUAUCAGUGGCUGUUAAGUGUUUUCAGACUUUCUGUUGGGAAUGAGACUGUUGUCUUGUCUCUCUCUUUCUCUCACUUUGUUUUUUUCCCAGCCAAUUGCAAGACUGCGGGCAGUAGGUAAGAGGACGGAAGGGUCCCAGCCCGAAAUAUCGACGUUACUGCUCUUCUGAUGCUGCCUGACCUGCUGCAUUCCUUCAGCUCCACACUGUAUCGAUUCUGACUUCCUGCAUCUGCAGUUCUUGCUAUCUCCAAGAGGAGGGAUGGGAUAGAUUGCUGGCAUGGGAAGAGGGAUUUACCUGUGUUGUGUCUGUGCCAGGGUGUGGGCACGUGUUCAUUGCCCUGAUGGGUGCGUGAUUUUCAAAUUAAGGGCACCACCUGUUAUUGGAUCUCUUCAGUUGCAAGCAACUUUUAAAAUUCUCUCUCAUGAACACGUUUGUGGAAAAUCUUAGUUAAUCACAAGUCCUUCUACCUGUACAAUGGUUUAGUGGCAGAUUGUUGUCUCUCUCCGUCUCGUGAUUUCUAAAUUCAGUGGCUGAACUGAAAAUUCAUUGUAUCAUAGUUUCUGAAUUGGAGCAGGGUCUCCAAGUCCAUUUUAUC
This is a messenger RNA of Stegostoma tigrinum, 4347 nucleotides long. Its product is annotated as AT-rich interactive domain-containing protein 5B-like. The record is from RefSeq and is a predicted model, not a curated record. The coding region runs from base 192 to 2519 and encodes 775 amino acids. Gene Ontology annotation, cellular component: nucleus. The transcript is spliced from 6 exons. Gene Ontology annotation, molecular function: transcription cis-regulatory region binding. Gene Ontology annotation, biological process: regulation of transcription by RNA polymerase II. Lineage: Eukaryota; Metazoa; Chordata; Chondrichthyes; Orectolobiformes; Stegostomatidae.